AUGUCAGGAAACCCCGGAAACGCAUUGAGAGCACUUUCUCCAACUCCACCUGAACGUGGAUCCUUCCCGCUCGAUCACGAUGGAGAUUGCACAAAACAAAUGCAAGAGUAUAUCAAGUGCAUCAAGCUAGUGAAGGGAGAAAACGCGCCCAACUGCAGAUUGCUCGCUAAGGAGUACCUGAAAUGUCGAAUGGACCAUCAGCUCAUGGAUAAGGAUGAGUGGAAGAACCUGGGAUUACCAGAAGACGAUCCUAAAAACUAG
Molecule: messenger RNA, 261 nt
Organism: Torulaspora delbrueckii
Lineage: Eukaryota; Fungi; Ascomycota; Saccharomycetes; Saccharomycetales; Saccharomycetaceae
Gene: COX19
Product: Cox19p
Exons: 1
Coding region: 1-261 (86 amino acids)
Biological process (GO): mitochondrial respiratory chain complex IV assembly
Cellular component (GO): mitochondrial intermembrane space
Source: RefSeq, a predicted model, not a curated record